This is a messenger RNA of Electrophorus electricus (electric eel), 4289 nucleotides long. RefSeq lists its product as uncharacterized. Gene Ontology annotation, molecular function: protein binding; pattern recognition receptor activity. Gene Ontology annotation, biological process: canonical NF-kappaB signal transduction; toll-like receptor signaling pathway; defense response to virus. Lineage: Eukaryota; Metazoa; Chordata; Actinopteri; Gymnotiformes; Gymnotidae. Gene Ontology annotation, cellular component: plasma membrane. The record is from RefSeq and is a predicted model, not a curated record.
CACGUUGUUACACGUCCAACACUCCUAAAAACAGGGAAGAAGCAAAACAUCCCCGCUUCACUCAGUUACUUACUUAGUUACGGUGAAGUUGAGUGACGCUCUGAGACGCUUGCUUGCUGUCCUACGCGUUUUGCUUACGAAAGGUAGAGGAUGACAACAUCCUAGAACGCCUACAGGAGCAACAGGUCAUCAUAAUGAGCUCUAAAGGAAUCUUCUUCCUUUGUGGCAUCCUCUCUAUUCUCUACCUGGUGUCUAAGGGACGAAGUGAAAGAUGUGAGUGUCCAGUAGCCACCGUUUUGACUAGGUUUCCUUCGAGUCUGCUUAAUGGCACCUGCUGCCUGAACUUUACUGGCUCAUUGUUUAACCAUGUGCCUUGGGCAGCUGUCAACUAUGCAACAGAACUUAAAAUUCUGGAUCUGUCUUUUUGUAACCUCACUCAAAUCGACUCCAUCACUGUGGGGUCUACGCCUUCUUCAUUACAAGAGCUGUACCUGGGUCAGAACCAGCUGACCACAGUGCCUCAUGACUUUCUCAGUGAUGCCUACAGUUUGCAGGUUCUGGAUUUGGGGAACAACCUUCUGGAGGACCUGCCGGCAGAUUUCCUGCAGAAUGCAAAAUCAUUAAGAGUUCUGCUUCUCAGUGGGAACCGUCUUCAUUCCCUCCCCAGCUCGGUCCUUAGACCCUCGCUUCAGCAGCUGGAUCUGGAAGACAACCCUUGGGCCUGUACGUGUUCUCUUGUGGAAGAGCUCCAGGGUGCUCCUCGACGCAACUUCAGCACCUUGGAAGGCUUAGUGGGUAACCUGACCUGUGUUUCUCCACAGAGCAUGACAGGCAGGUCGGUGUGGUCUGUGCAGGCCAGGGAGGUAUGUCGCCUGCCGGGUCUCACGGCCCUCUUUAUUGUCCUGCCACUCCUCCUCCUCCUGGGCUUGGUGCUCUGCUGGUGCUGUGGCAGGCAAGGGGAGAGGAAGGAGACCCCAGCCUUCAGCACACCCCGAAAAAAGCCUGCCAAACCAGAGUGGAAUGGGCACUGGCCACGGGACAAAUCAUCCUCUGGAGAGAUACCGGUGGAUGGAGAGAUCACGAAAAACCAGCUGAUGCUGCGGCCUUCCUCCACCCUCUUGGGCAGCACAAGAGACAUCUAUGAGGAGGUGGAGGUCAAGCUGGGCUCCGUGGACUCCCUGGGACCUCCACCCUCCACCUCAUCUGUGGAGGGCAGAGCCAUCAGGGAGGAAAACCAUGAACUGGGCAGCAAGCAAGACCUGGAGACAGUCAGCGUGUCUGAAGUUAUGAAGGACUCAGCUGAUCGAGAGAAAGCUUACAUGACCCAACCAACCAAAUACUACAGCCUGGUGCCAGGGCUCGAACUUGAAGACUCAGACCAUGGCGAGUAUGAGAGUGUGGAUCUUUCAUGACUCUCUGGAUGGUGUUUGCUCUUGGUCAAGAACUUUGAGAUCUGUGUGAUCACACAUUGAACAUUUACUACUGAGCUCUGGGGCCCUUCUGGAAGAGUCUAAUUCACAGUGGUAAUUAGGGAGGUUUCCACUACACUGGCAGUUCAGUAUCAUUCGUGUAAAAACUGCAUUUAUGUUAGCUACUGUUGUAAAAUAAUGCGCACAGGGUGUACUAGGAAGGAUUAUUGAAUUUCCGUUGUGUAGAUAAUCUGUGAACUGGUUAUUAGCCCUAUGAGUGCUGCAGUCUAACCUUUCUGUCCUUCUACUGUUUUAUUUAGGACAAACUGUUUCUUAUUCGUUUACAACUUUGGUUCACAGUCACAGUCCUGGGGGACCACUGCAUUGCCUGACUUAUUGUUCUCCCUCAUUUAACACAUCUUAAUUAAUUUAUCAGCUAAUUAUCAAACCUGUGUAAUCAGGUGUAGUCGGACAGGGAAAAGAGUUUAGAGGGCCUCCAGACCUUGACUCAAGAACCACUGGAUAAGGAAAGUCACCUCUGUGUAACUUAACAUGUAACUCAUGUAACCAAUGUGGUUUUUCAUUUUGUGUUCACUGGUGUCUACACAUGCAUGUGAUGUUAUGACUGUUGUUAUGACUAAAGCACAGCUGUAGACUCUCAUCAGAUAUACACACAUUGAGGACUAAUCAUGUUAGUAACCACAGGCAGACCAAUACAGUGCAUGCAUUCAUUGAUUAAAGCAGACCCAGUGACCCUAUUCAAAUCAAAUCAUGAGGCUUUGCAGAUAAGUCAAUCCUGCUCACUGAAUGAAAGAUAAUGUAAACUGAUUUGAGUGGUUGGAGUGAAUAGGAAGGAACCAAUCGUCCACUACAAAGCUCUUUUGCAUCAGUAUGUGUUUUGCUACAACAUUUUCUCACCUUCAUCUUAAGGAACAUAACAUUUCAACUUUGCUUUUCAAGAGGUAUGGAAAAAGGUCCACUGAGGUGCUAUUUGUAGACAUCUUAAACUAGUUUAGUUCAAGACUCAUAUAUAGAGCACUGUAAGCAUGUGUUUAAAUGUUAUAGGUUGCUAGUAUAUUAUUUAACAGAUUUAUCAGUAUUGCAUAGUAACAUUUAGAAACGAGAUCCACUAUAGUUAAAAAAACAGGUUUCUCAGAUGAAGGCAAGCAUAAACUGGUUUCACCAUCCAGGAAUUCAUAAUUGUUAAAUAAUAAAUCAACUGUGUCUAUUAAGUAAAGAUUUAAGUAAAAAGUAAGUACACUUAAAGCCCUGCUCAAACCCACAAUGUCACAAAAUAUACAUAACCCAUUCAAGACCCAACUAGAAUGCUUUUUCUGGUAUAAUUAUUCAAAAUCAGUCCCCUAAAAGCAAAUAAAGAAAGCCAAAAUGACAUUAUUUACACAGCCAGGUGGUUAUGAAUGUCAUACCUACUGCAAGUUAAAACACACCCCAAAAAAUAAUCUAUGAUCAAAUCAUCCUGACUGGGGGUUUUAAGAUACAACUUUAUAGUGUUUUCUUUCUGAUUGCUUCCUAAUGUCUGUGUUUGAAAUAGCCUACUAUAUACUGCUCACAUACUGAUUGGGCCCCAAAUUAGUAUGCCAAAAUAAAAUUUUCAAGUAGUCAUCAGAUUCCCAGAUUACAUACCACCCCUACCAAAUAUUCCAGCGCUAUCAUGCAACAGUGACAGAAAAUCUUUCACAAGUAAGUGAACCUUCAUACAAUCACUUGACCUUGUAGUAUGCACUGCGUUUUCAUAUACUGGAUACUGUACUGCAUAUGGCAUAGUACUAUGGAAACAAAUAUGCAGUAUACAGUAUAUACUGAAUGUGUUUGAACUUGCAGUAUGCACUAUACAGUAUGUAAUAGGCUAUUUCAUACAGUGUCAAUAUUUUGUGGCAACAUUUUCUAUUCUAUUGGCUCCAUUUCAAUCUCUAAACAAAGUAGGAAAAUAUACGGAGCAAACCGAAGCUCUUAAAAAGGUCAUCAAAAAAUGAAAAACUUGCAAGUACUCUGUAUAUGUAAUAGAUUUGAAGUUUUUUUUUUUUUUGGAUGCUAUAUAAUACUGUUUCAUUAAACCACAAUGUUGGCCUUAGAUGCUAACACUAAUAAGAUGAAAGUGAUACUUGUUGAUUGGUGACAUUUGUUGAUUUUAAUUAAAAAACAAACAAACAAACAAACAUAAAACCUUAAAAGUAGUUGGCUCACCCUGGUUCAGCUCUAAUUUGAACCUUCUCCUAAGCAGUUUAAUCAAGUGUAAGCUCACUGGAAUGGCUCUGAUUUGACACUCUGCCAUUCCAAAACACUCUUCUCUGUGUCUUUUCUCUGCCUUGGUCCAGCUGUCAACCACUUCAUUCAGUAGCAUCUGAAAUAAUUCAGUAGCUCUGGACUUGUGUUCCAAUUUCACUCUGUUUAGGAGGUUGUAAUUAUAGCACUCAAUUCUGGAGUCCCUUUAGGUCUGAUGCCCACACAUCCUGCUCAGCAGCCAUCUCUACCUGCCCUGCCCAAAGAGACUGGCAUUCAAAGGAAGUUUUUUGAUUAUUUGUUUGGGUGGAGGCUCUCCAUUUUGCAGCAUUACUCCCACAGAUGCAGUUUUGUUGUUAAACUCUGUAAUUGUAAACUGACACAGUGAUCUGAAAAGGAGGUGUUUCAGGCAUGUUUCCCAACUCAGAUUCAAAGAUGAAGCUCAAGGUGCAAAAACAAAUAGUGGAUAACCUAGAAACCUGUUCUGAAGCAGAGACAAAAGUGAGCCAAUUUAUUUCAGCCACUGGUACUUGGCUGCAAUCCUGAAGAUUUUAUACAGAGUUUAGUUCUAUUCUUAAUCUAACACACCUGAUCAGGUUAAUAAAGUUUAUUAUUAGAACUAAGUGUAUUAGAACUCUG